UGACGGUCAAGCAGAUCAGCCAAUGGCUGAGACGACUCCGCCCACUCUGUCCUCUGACCUGCUCUUCCUGUUUCUGAGGCUGUGCAGUCGGUGUUGUUUUGAGCUGGAGACUGGUGCACUCAGGUAUUCAUCUGAGACUUGCUGGUGAGAUGGCAGCCCAGGCAGACAGAGUGAUGGCGCUGGGAGAGUGGGAAGGCAGGUGGAAUGAAGGGAGGACUGGAUUCCAUCAGGCUCACAUUCACAGAUUGCUGGAGGGGAACAUUGACAAAAUUUUGUGUGGGCGACAGAAAGUUCGGUUCUUCUUCCCUCUCUGUGGUAAAGCUGUAGACAUGAAAUGGCUGGCUGACAUGGGUCAUGAAAUUGUUGGAGUGGAGAUUUCAGAGACAGGAAUAAAGCAGUUCUUUGAAGAGCAGGGUCUAGAGUACAAAGAAGAGCCAGUGGCAGCUAUACCUGAAGCCAAAGUGUAUAAGAGUUCCGACGGGAAGAUCUCCAUCUAUCAGUGUGAUUUAUACAACUUCUCCAGUGCAAUAGAGGGGCAGUUUGGUGGGAUUUGGGAUAGAGGAUCUCUGGUGGCCAUAAACCCAUGUGACAGGAGAAAGUAUGCCACUCUCAUCACAUCCUUAAUGGAUAAAGACUGCAGAUACCUCCUGGAUAUAUUUGAAUACAACCCCGAACUCUAUAAAGGUCCACCAUUUUUUGUGCCUGAAGAUGAAGUAAAACAAUUAUAUGGAGGCGCUUGUGACAUUGAGCUCUUGCAGUCGGUGGAUAGCUUUUCAGAGAGACAUAAAGCAUGGGGAAUAGAUUCACUGCUAGAGAAAGUGUUCCUGCUGACUCCGAAAGCCAACUGAGCGUAAAGGCUUUUAUAGAACAGAUGUAGCCACUGUUCUGCACACUUACACAUAGCAGAAUAGCAGAAAUGAUCAGAGAAUCGUAUCCAUUUCAUCUGCAUGUAAGUGGAUGUUUUUUUAAAGUGAACAAGUCCCAAUAAAAAGCUAUUUUAAUAUUUA
Astyanax mexicanus (Mexican tetra) is the source of this 1007-nucleotide messenger RNA. RefSeq names its product thiopurine S-methyltransferase, tandem duplicate 1 (gene tpmt.1). The transcript is spliced from 9 exons. Bases 150 to 848 code for a protein of 232 amino acids. Lineage: Eukaryota; Metazoa; Chordata; Actinopteri; Characiformes; Acestrorhamphidae. Gene Ontology annotation, molecular function: thiopurine S-methyltransferase activity. The record is from RefSeq and is a predicted model, not a curated record.